This is a messenger RNA of Darwinula stevensoni, 1806 nucleotides long. The record is from the annotation of a GenBank genome assembly. NCBI's taxonomy places the organism in Eukaryota, Metazoa, Arthropoda, Ostracoda, Podocopida, Darwinulidae.
AUGGGAACAGUAUGUAACAAGACCACCCUGCUUAAUGAGGAGGAAGAGAAAAGGAAGAAAGAGGAGGAAGAGAAAAGGAAGAAAGAGGAGGAAGAGAAAAGGAAGAAAGAGGAGGAAGAGAAAAGGAAGAAAGAGGAAGAGGAGAAAAGGAAGAGAGAAGUGGUAGGGAAAAGGAAGAAAGAGGCUGAGAAAAGGGAGGAAGAAGAGAAAAAGAAAAGAAAAAGGGAAGAGGCCGUGAAAAGAAAGGAGAUAGUGAAAAAGGAGCAGUUAGAGAAGAGAAAGGAGAAAGAAAAGAGAAAGAACCGCAAAAAGAAAAAACAUCAAGAGAAGGAAGCAAGGUGUGAGAAGAAAAAGAAGUCAGGCUGUGAAGCCAAGUCGCCAUCAAAACGAUGUGUGGUAGAUGCAGAUUCUGGGGAUGAAACAGAACCAGUCAUCAAGAGAAUCAGUGGGCUAAAGAAAUGCAAGCAUCCCUUCAAAAGAAUACGUGUGGUCCCUCCAAUAUCUGAUGAGUCAGAUGAUGAACCUUCACCAAACCAAGAUCUGCGUGUGCCGCCAAUUGGGCAGCUGACUCCUCCCCAAACACCUGAGGAUGCCCGUAUUCCACCUCUUGAGGUCAAAUAUGAACAAGGAUCAAAAUCACCAAUCCAGGCUUUAUUGACUACCAGCCUUCCUUCCUGGGUUCCUUCCAUUGAAGAGGAGCUUGAGAGGCUCCAUGGAGACACAGAUCUCGAUGUGGAUUGUGAACAGAGGCAUGGUGUUGUGACAGAUGCAGAAGCAACAGUUCCAUCAGACACUAAGACAGAAGAAGAAAGUGGUAAGAUGAUAGAAGAUGAGAGGGAGACAGUCUUCACAGAAACUCUGUCAUCUGUGACUACGACUGAAGUGCCAGAAACUGUCCUGCCAUCUGUGACCAUGGCAGAAGUGCCAGAAACUGUCCUGCCAUCUGUGACCACGACUGAAGUGCCAGAAGAAACCAUUUGUGAUGUCAAACCAUCUUUGAAAGAAGUACAAGUUUCCUCUGGUCCACAGCUUAAUGAAGUAUGUCCUCAAGCAUCACCUUCUGUGACCUCACAGCCCCUUAUCCCUCCCAAGCAAGAGGUGAAAGACAGCAUGGAUUCAACCUCCAUUCAGGGAACUUGUACUUCCCUCACCACUGAAGCUCUCACCAAUGCUCCCAAGAAGGAGCGCUUGGAGACUUCUGGAAUAUUGCAACAAGUAGCCUUCCCCAGAACUCACAACGAUGACGAUGAGAUACAAUUCAUCGGGAUUGUUGAUAAGGAAAAGAAACCUUUAACAGCCAAGGAAUCCAUCAUGCUGCAGAUCAUGCAUUUACCUCCAGAAGAAAGGGAGGAGAUCAUGAUGGAACUGAAACAAGAGCCUGCUGUGACACACCGAGUUACUUCCUCUCCAGGAACAUCGACUGUGCGGAUUCUGAAAAGUCCACCUGGCAUGCCAGGGAUGAUACCAAUAAAGUCUAUCAAACAAUCCGUAAUCUGCUCAAAUGAUCAGCUUGUGCAACAUGAGAGGCCUCCACCAGAUGCUGCCAUACAGAUACAGCCCAUGUCUUCAUGGACAUUGUCAAACUUUAUCUCUUCUCCAGCUCCUCGACACGAAAGCAUUAUCUACCACGUACCUGCCGGUGGAGUAUCCAUAACUGGACAUGAUUAUCACCCAUACCAGCCUAGUGAACAAAAUAUUGGCCAGCCCCAACCAUCUCCACACCCUGGUAUUCAUCUGGCUGAAGUUCCAGCAGAACCACUCCCACUGGUAAAGCAUCAAAUUCCUCAAGAUUUACUUACUACUUAA